AUGGGCAUCUUCAGCUCACUCGCGGGUCCAGUUAUGGUCGGACAAAACUACGCAUUUACUAUCGACGAAACUGAAAUGAUUCAUGAAGGCCAUCUUGCAGAUGGAUCUGUAUCUGGUCAGACUUCUCUCUCUUAUCUUAUUGCUCUCCAACAUGCUCUCACGACUGAAGCCAGAGAGGACGGUACCAUGACUUUAGUGGAGAUGGAACUGUACCAAAUGAAUGGAACCUUGGGCGGAGGUGCUGGUAAUGACGUUGGAGGAAGAGAAAGAGGAGCUGCAAGACUUAGCGAUGGAACCGUCCUCAGUCAAGACAUUUAUUCACACGCUACUAACGCAGAAGUUUGUCUCGUUUUCUUGAAUGUAUUCUCCGGCAAAAGCGCCGGCCGCACUAAACUCCGACGCACAGAUCAAGAUACCCUCGUCACCUCCAUGCUAGCCGAAUGUAACAACACCGUCAUUACUAUCAGCAUCGUUGAUGCCCGACUCGUCGACACCUAUUAUCAUAAAAUUGAAAUAAAUUAUCUACAGCCCUCCAACAUUCCAGCAUUAUCCGGCCAUUCUAUUUCCACAUCCCACACAAUAAACACUUCCAAAACUCUCAUAAACAAGCAAUGUAUAAUUAUCACAUCUCUCUUUCUAUUACUUUAA
Botrytis fragariae is the source of this 648-nucleotide messenger RNA. RefSeq names its product putative beta-glucosidase d protein. The record is from RefSeq and is a predicted model, not a curated record. Gene Ontology annotation, molecular function: beta-glucosidase activity. Gene Ontology annotation, biological process: glucan catabolic process. The coding region runs from base 1 to 648 and encodes 215 amino acids. NCBI's taxonomy places the organism in Eukaryota, Fungi, Ascomycota, Leotiomycetes, Helotiales, Sclerotiniaceae. The transcript has 2 exons.